Molecule: messenger RNA, 1270 nt
Organism: Liolophura sinensis
Lineage: Eukaryota; Metazoa; Mollusca; Polyplacophora; Chitonida; Chitonidae
Product: neuropeptide SIFamide receptor-like
Exons: 3
Coding region: 128-1270 (380 amino acids)
Biological process (GO): G protein-coupled receptor signaling pathway
Cellular component (GO): plasma membrane
Molecular function (GO): neuropeptide receptor activity
Source: RefSeq, a predicted model, not a curated record
UACCAAGCUUGCAGUGGAUACUUGCUGAAGAAUGCAUUUGCUUAUUUUCUGAUUAGUGGUUCGCAAUGGUGCUCUAGCACAACUCUACACACAACCCAAGCUGAUAUCCGAAAACCACCUGAUUAACAUGUUUCAAAAUGUUACUGAAACCUCACCGGCUAUAUCACAGUCCAACUUCUCUAACGACAGCUUCCUUGGCCAGAAUUCGAGCGAAGCUCUACCACUUUUAAAGUUACCCAUCUACUUAACAGUUAUCUACUCAUUUGGUUAUUUUGCAAUAUUUCUUUUUACUUUCUUCGGAAAUUUAAUGGUUAUAGCUGUUGUGUACAAAAAUGAAAGAAUGCAUUCUGCUACAAAUUACUUCAUCGUGAACUUGGCCGUUGCUGACCUCUUGGUAGCGAUAUUUGUUGUUCCGUUCACACUUCUGGACAGCCUUUUCACAGGCUGGAAAUUUGGUGCUUUCAUGUGUAAGGUAACCCCGUACUUACAAGGCGUGUGCGUAUGCGCCUCGGUUACAACUCUGGCUGCCAUAGCAAUCGACAGGUAUCUGGCUAUUUGUUACAUAUUUCAAGUUAAAAUAACCGGCCGUAUAUGUCGCAUCAUCAUCAUCAACAUCUGGGUGUUGGCCUUGGGUGUGUCGCUGCCCUGGGCUAUCUACCACAAGCAGAUCGUCUACCCGCACUCUCCAGAGGUUUUCCUGUGCUGGGCGGCCUGGCCUAAUGAGGAGAGCAGGAACGCUUACUUCCUCGGCGCCACAUUUCUUGUCUGUUACGCCAUUCCUUUGUUGGUAAUCUCAAUGUGCUACGGUAUGAUAGGCUAUCGAGUCUGGAACAGAAACGCACCGGGCAUAUCCAAUACAUCUGGAGUCAUUUACAAAUCUAAGGUUAAAGCUAUAAAAAUGAUGCUUACGGUCUUUCUUCUCUUCUCGGUGUCCUGGCUACCAUUGUACACUAUAUACCUGUGGCUUUAUUUUCGCCCGGACACGAGUAGUGAGAACAAUAUCGUGUUUGAAGUUUUGCUACCGAUUUCCCAAUGGCUGGGCUCGUCUAACAGUGGCAUGAAUCCAGUUAUAUACUGUUUCUACAGUAAGAAAUUCCGCAGAGGAUUCAAAUCGCUGGUCACGUGCUGCAGUAGUAGUCGUCUGCAAAGGAACCGAAGUCAUUUUUCCACCACGAAGUACAUGACCGUCGAUUAUGAUAAUGGUCACUUCAAAGUGUCAUUCAGAAAGGAAGUUCAAGAGGACGAUAGUUCAUCUCGGAACUAUGUGUAA